Eurypyga helias (sunbittern) is the source of this 1479-nucleotide messenger RNA. RefSeq names its product zinc finger protein 84-like. The record is from RefSeq and is a predicted model, not a curated record. The transcript is spliced from 4 exons. Gene Ontology annotation, molecular function: DNA-binding transcription factor activity, RNA polymerase II-specific; RNA polymerase II cis-regulatory region sequence-specific DNA binding. Lineage: Eukaryota; Metazoa; Chordata; Aves; Eurypygiformes; Eurypygidae. Bases 1 to 1479 code for a protein of 492 amino acids. Gene Ontology annotation, biological process: regulation of transcription by RNA polymerase II.
AUGCAUGGGGCGUUAGCCCGCCUGGUUUCGAUAAGCUUUGUUCACAACUCGCUGGUGUGUUUCCGCCGGGCUGACGCGUGCGUUGCGCGGAAGGCGCCUGAGAAGGGGCAGGGCGUCACGCUGGCAGAGCCGAAAGAGAAACGAGGCUGGAGAAUGAGAUUCCCAGCAGCACGGUCCUCUCCCGGCACCACUCGCAACGCGUUUUCCUUUGCGAACGGGCGCCACGCCACCGCGGACCUUAGGCAGGACAGCGUCAUCUGUGUUAAGCAAGAGGAGGAGUUGUGUGCUGCAGGUCAGCAGGAGGAAGCUAGAGGAGCUCCUGAAGAGCCCAGCCCAGGAUUUCAGACGUACACGCCUGAUGUUUUAUCGUGGAUCAAAGAGGAGGAGGAGCCACGCUGCCCUGAACAAGCCUCGGAGAGAGAAGAAAUCUCUCCAGGUCCAAGCACAGUGCACGAUGAGAACACAAAGAGGGACCCUCCGGCAGAUUGCUUUGAGAGCACAGCGUGUGACUCGGGGCUACCAGGAAGACCUGGAGGGAAGCUUUCCAAGGAUCCAAGCGCUGGAGUCAUGUGGGACAGUCAGUGGAAUUCAGAAGUGAUGGAAACAAACACCACCAGCAACAGCCUUGGGGGCGACACUCGGUACGAGCGAGGGUUUGGGGAGCACUUGGAUUUCUGUAGCUCUCAGGAAAACAUCUUUGGGAAGAGACCAAGCCACAACGAGUGCGAGAGAAACUCCGCCCGGCGGGAACACCUUCCAGCUCCCUGGGGAGCCCGGGAAGGGGAGACGUGUCCAGGCUCCAUGGGUGAGAAGAGUCUCAGCGAAAAGGCAUUCCAUCUGCCGCACUCGCAGCCGUGCGCUCCGGGUGAGAAAGGUGGUGGGUGGGGGGCUGCUCCCGCCUCACCGCCCAUGGGGCUCCAGCCCACAGCCCGCAGCGAGCGCGGACAGAAUCCCGCGAGCGCAACCAGGCGUCGUGACUGUGACGGCCUCGGCGGAGAGCAGCCGUCUGUGGAAAGCGAGGAGAACUUCCCCACAGAAAACCCGUUAGCUGGCUCCUGCUGGGACCAUCCGCGGGACGAGCCGGAGGCCUGCUCCGGGUGCCACGAGCGCUUCAUGCCCAGGGGCCACCUGGCCAGGCAGCAGCAGAGCCAGGGCCGGGGCAAGUCCUACAUUUGCAGCGACUGUGGGAAAAGCUUCGUUUGCCACUCGUGGCUUGUUAGACACCAGAUGACCCACACGGGAGAGAGGCCCUACAAGUGCUCCGAGUGUGACAAAAGCUACAGGAGAAAGGAUUAUCUUCUAAACCACCAGCGCCGGCAUUCAGGACAGGGGCUCUUCCAGUGCCCGCUCUGCGGGAAGAGGUUUGUGCUCAGGAGGAGUUUAAUGAAGCACCAGGAAAGUCACGUACAAGAAACGCAUCUGCCGCUGGCCGCUUGGCCCUGCGCAGAGAUCAGGGGGGCUGUAAUGCAUUCCAUAUAG